GGAUUGGACUUUUUUUGCAUUUCUUGCUUUCAUUCUUGUCUCAUGACCUUGCAGAAAGAAUGAGUCGCAGGAAGCGCUAAUCAGCUUGAUGUGGUGACAUCCUCUUCAAAACGUCCCGGAAAAGACCUUUGCUCACCAUGCGCAGUUGGCUCGACCUCUUCUGCUUUGGGGGCAUGUCGACGGCCCGCCGCGCGGUGCUUCUCCGGGUCGGUCUCCUCGUGGCACUCGUGGGCGCCUUUCUUGGUGCAGCACCCAGCUUCGCUUUUCGCGGCACUUUGGUGGCGGUGGCGCCCAAGAUGAACACGAUGCUGAACCAGGACACGGCCAGCGUCUAUUCCAACGAGAAGAUCUUCUUUACCCCGCGGCGCGCGAAGGUGCCACGUGACUUUGGAGGGAAGCAUCCAGAGGCCAUCUUCACGGCACUGGUGGCAGGAAUCGCCACCUACUUGAUGUCCACAUUGCAGGGCCUUUUGCAACGACAACUUUGGGUGCCGCCCUUCGGUGCAGUCACGCUGAUCUUUGCCGCUGACGCCGUGGCGGCCGCGAAGGAAGGAAAGACCAUGUGCUUCAAGACCAUGUGGCAGAAGGCAUGGCAGGCAUGCAUCGGUGUAGCAGGUGCAUGCUUUUUGACCGUGCUUCUAGCACGCCUCCUGGGCAACACUCCCUCCGUCUUGCGUGCGGUGGCCAUGUUCGUGGCCGCCUUGUCGAUGUUGGCGAACCCGCAGAGCGGCUACUUCCCCCCCGCCGGCGCCCUGUGUGCCUUGUAUGUGGAGAAGAGCGUGAGCAUGGGCAAGGCAAUGUUGCCUCAGUACUCAUAUGCCCUCUUCCCUUGUGCAACUGGUGUGGCUUUGUUGCUGAUCUUCUGCCGCACCAUCACCUACAUGGCCCAUCCAGUGUGGCCUUUCUCUUCCAAACAACAACGCGAGAAGGAGCUAUUACCACUGCCCUGAGAGCAGAGCCGUGUCACCUUUAAGGGCGCAGGUGUGCCAACGUACACUAGUGCCUUGAGUGUUGUAAGUUAUAUGCUGACCAGCUGCCCUGUCACAAUCCUCAAAACUCAGGAGGGCACCAUACUUCUGGCGC
Molecule: messenger RNA, 1083 nt
Organism: Durusdinium trenchii
Lineage: Eukaryota; Dinophyceae; Suessiales; Symbiodiniaceae
Source: the annotation of a GenBank genome assembly